Messenger RNA from Pezoporus flaviventris, 2536 nucleotides. RefSeq names its product solute carrier family 25 member 42 (gene SLC25A42). Gene Ontology annotation, cellular component: mitochondrial inner membrane. NCBI's taxonomy places the organism in Eukaryota, Metazoa, Chordata, Aves, Psittaciformes, Psittacidae. The record is from RefSeq and is a predicted model, not a curated record. The coding region runs from base 29 to 1006 and encodes 325 amino acids. The transcript is spliced from 7 exons. Gene Ontology annotation, biological process: transmembrane transport.
CUUCUGCCCACUUGUAAGUGCAACUGGUAUGGGUAAUGGUGUGAGAGAAGGUCGAGUGGAUUUCCAGCGGCAGGAUGUGGAGCCGGUUCCAUCAACCUUACCAGAGGAAACCCGGGAGAAAAAGAAAGUGCUCAACUCCCUGAUGUCUGGUGCAUUGGCUGGUGCUGUUGCUAAAACUGCAGUAGCUCCACUGGACAGGACAAAAAUCAUGUUUCAAGUGUCUUCAAAAAGAUUUUCUGCCAAGGAAGCCUACAGGCUGAUUUAUCGCACCUACCUCAAUGAAGGCCUCUGGAGUCUCUGGAGGGGGAACUCAGCCACCAUGGUCCGUGUGAUCCCUUAUGCUGCCAUUCAGUUCUGUGCACACGAAGAGUACAAGCAGCUCCUGGGGAGUUACUACGGCUUCCAGGGAAAAGCGCUGACACCCUUCCCUCGAUUCAUUGCUGGCUCUCUGGCAGGCACAACGGCUGCCAUGUUAACCUACCCUUUGGAUAUGGUCCGUGCUCGAAUGGCUGUCACGCCGAAGGAGAUGUACAGCAAUAUUGUUCAUGUCUUCAUCCGAAUAUCCCGAGAGGAAGGAUUGAAGACAUUGUACAGGGGAUUUACACCAACCAUCAUUGGAGUGAUUCCAUAUGCUGGGCUUAGCUUCUUCACCUAUGAGACACUGAAGAAACUACAUGCAGAUCACAGUGGGAAGUUGCAGCCAUCGCCCCCGGAGCGCCUCUUGUUUGGUGCCUGUGCAGGUUUGAUUGGCCAGUCAGCAUCUUACCCCCUGGACGUGGUUCGCCGGCGGAUGCAGACGGCGGGGGUCAUGGGACACACGUACAGUUCCAUCCUUCUCACCAUGCAGGAGAUUAUAAGAGAAGAGGGACUAAUCCGUGGCUUGUACAAAGGACUCAGCAUGAACUGGGUCAAAGGUCCAAUUGCAGUGGGAAUAAGCUUCACAACCUUUGACCUGAUGCAGAUCCUUCUCCGUAAAUUACAGCACGGCUCUAAUGUUGAAAGGUAGUAGCUUAAUCCCCACAGCCCUUGCUGGGGAAAAGUACAGCACGUGUAGAAAGAGCAAUGCUAGCCUUCCCUCACCUCAUACCUGCUCUCCUGCAGCUGAGAACUCACCUUUACUUGUUUGUUAUUUUCUGUUGUUGGAUUUUCUUCUUUUUAAUGAGCCUCUGAGUUACUUGGAAACCUCAACCUGAAACUAAUGCUUUCCUAAGCAAACUUCUUCCUCGAAUUCUGCAGCACCGAGUCCUCUGCAGUAGCUGCCUCACCCUUCUGGUUCACUCUGUGAUACCAGGAGUGGAGCCUCUCAAACAAAACCGUGCUGCUGCUGGCUCCUCACCUGGGUCUCUGUGGGCAGAUGAAGCGGUGCAUGAUGAAAGAGAGGACUCGGUGCUGGUGGAAUGAAGCCCUGAAUCUGGGAAGUGACUGCUCUUCCCAGUAGGCAGUUCUUAGUUAUUGAACAUGUGCUAGCUGGUGGCAGUCUGCCAAGUGCAAUAUUCCAGCUCGUUUGUAGGGAAUUCCAGAUUCCUCUGACCUGUAAACAUGAGUCUCCAUAAAACAGGACAGAGCAGGAUUUAACAGGUCCAGGUCACGUCCAGAACAUAAGAAGUUCAGUGUGGGCUCUGGCUGGAAACACUAUCCUUUUUCAAACGUUCUCAUUUCUGAGUUGAGUUGCAUAAAAUAUCCCUUGCUCCAGCAUCCCUCUGAGAUUACCAAAGACAGAGGCCAGCAGGAGAGGGAAAUUCUGAGCAGUUUUGGAAAUCAAAUCCUCAUGUUUGUCAGUGUUGAGGAGGGGCUGUGCCUGGAUUCACAGACUGGAUUGAAUUGACCUGCAGUAGUGCUUUCAGGCUCCCCAAGCCUUUCUGUUGUGGUUAUGGUCUUAAAGGCAGCGUUUUCUGAGGGAUUUGGCAAACUGUAAUGUUGAUGCACUAGAAAAGGAAGUGUUACAGACUUGAAAUUUCAGCAGUUUUAUCCUGCAGUAUUAUUGCUGCUGCUUUAUGCAAGAACAAACGUCAGGGAGAUGCAGAUCCAGCGAUCCUGAGAGGCUCUUCACGUCCGGUGAACGUGGCCUGGCAGUUGGCUCUAGCUGCUGGUCCUGCUUUGGAACAACUCUGUUGUCUUAUGGUGCCUGCUGUGUAGGUUGUGUCCCCUCUGUUCAUUAGUCCAUGCCUAAGCCCACUUGUUUUUAUUCCUAGGGUUCUUCUGGACCAACUGGGUCCUUGAGAGCAUGGGAGUACCCAAGCCAGUAUUGACCCUUCAGAAAUGAUAACCUAGUGCCAAUCAUUUCCAGCUGCAAUCUGAAAAUGAAUGGUAAAGAACCUUCCAGUGUUUCUAUUUGAGAUCAGUUUUCAGGGAAAUGGAGAUUUUUGGGGGUGGUUUUGGUUUAUGUUCCAUUCCUAGGUGAAAUAUGGAGUGUAACAAAGGUCACAGCAAACUUCAGACCUCUCUGAGAAUCAGAUGACAUAAGCUAAGAUUAAAAAUCCCUUUCCAGCUGACACAGCCCACAAUGUAUUAAAGAAAACUAAGGUGUCAUUUAAAA